This is a messenger RNA of Lymnaea stagnalis (great pond snail), 4373 nucleotides long. NCBI's taxonomy places the organism in Eukaryota, Metazoa, Mollusca, Gastropoda, Lymnaeidae. The record is from the annotation of a GenBank genome assembly.
AAAGUAUUUAAUGAUGUUAAGUUGAUUUUAGUUUUUAUUUUGUUCUGUUACAAGACAAACGCCAAUUUUUACGCCUAGAGUCCAACUCUUAAACUAACCCCCCAAAAAUUAUGGAACUUGCGUACAUUUUCCGGAACACAUUGUGCCGCCUGUUGCUGCUCUCCGCGCUCACAGCGAGAGCGACCGGCCAGACCUACGAGGCCACCAUGGCCAUUUACCGAGACAAGCUCGGCGGUGACAACUACAACACUGAGAUCAGACCCAUCAAAGACCAAUCGCGAGCCAUCUUCGUUAACGUCAGUUUCGAGCUGGUCUCCAUCGUGGAAGUGAACGACGUCCUUCAGAGUUUUGUCUGCAAUGGUUUCCUGGUCUUCAGCUGGCAUGAUCAGGUGAGGACACCAUUAAGUCAAUUUUUUAAAUGUAUUUUUGUGUGUUUGGAAAAAGGGAAACAUUUAUUUAAGUGAUAAUUUACUCAUCUUUUGUAUAUAGGUUAAAUGGAAUUUAUAAAAUUACCGAUACAUGAAAUAUACGAACGCCCCAGAUCUCGAAGAAACUGGAAUCCUAACGAAAAAGUCCAGCACACUUUUGUAUAAAAUACAAAAAUUGCAUUGGAAUUCAAAUGUCCAGGACAUUGUUCGUGUAAUUUUUUUGUGCGUAAGUUUCUUCCAGAACUCUGGCCACGACUACGCUGCGUCUUUCCGUUCGCUGUAAGGAGCUGUAUUAAAAGCAUCUCGUGCGAUUUUCACUUAAAAUUUUAUUUAUCUGUGUUUAUUAAAUAUUACAGUUUUAUACAAUAACAACUGAGUAUAUUCGCCAUGGGUCCUUGAAAGUAAUUUGAGGAAGAUGAGAAAAAAAGCUGUUAGAGCUACACUUGAAGCUAAGAAAAAUCUCAUUGCUAAAUAUGAAAGAAGUAAACUUACAGCUGACCUUCCUACUCUGUCAGUAAUACCUCACUUCACUGUUUGUAUGGUUUUGAAAACACAAAGAAGCUGUCAAAGAAGAAGAUGAGGUGGCAAAAGGGGGUUACGGCACAGUCCUGGGUGUAGACACUUACCUUAUGUUGCGACACUGACCUGGAUUUGAAACUGACUUGGGGUUAGACAACGACCUGGGGCUAAACACUGACCUGGGAUUAGACACUGACCUGGGGUUACAACACUGACCUGGAGUUACGACACUGACCAGAGUUACGAAACUUACAUUAUUUACAACACUGACCUGGAGUUACGGCAAUGACCUUGGGUAAGACCCUGACCUGAAGUUACGAAACCGACCGAUGGUUUGACACUUGGCUGGGGUUAUGACACUGACCUGAGUUACGACACUGACCUGGGGUUAGACAACGAUCUGGGGCUAUACACUGACCUGGGAUUAGACACUGACCUGGGUUUGCGACACUGACCUGGGGUUACGACACUGACCUGUGGUUACGACACUGACCUGGGAUUACCACAAUGACUGGGGUUAAGAAACUGACUAUAUGUUACAACACUGAUCGUGAUUUACGACACUGACCUUGAGUUACAUCACUGAUCUGAUGUUUUGACACCAACCUAGGCUUUGACACUGAUUUGAUGUCACGACACUGACCUGAUGUCACGACACUGACCUGAUGUUACGACAGUGACCAGAUUUUUUUUACACUGACCUGAUGUUACGACACUGACAUAAUGUUACGACACUGACCUGAUGUUAUGAAACUGACCAGAUUUACGACACUGACCAGAUGUUACGACACUGACCUGAUGUUACGACACUGACCAGAUGUUACGACACUGACCAGAUGUUAUGACACUGCCCUGAUGUUCUGACACUGACCAGAUGUUACGACACUGACCAGAUUUUAUGACACUGACCUGAUGUUACGACACUGACCAGAUGUUACGACACUGACCAGAUGUUAUGACACUGCCCUGAUGUUCUGACACUGACCAGAUGUUAUGACACUGACCUGAUUUUACGACGCUGACCAGCUGUUAUGACACUGACCUGAUUUUACGACACUGACCAGAUGUUACGACACUGACCUGAUGUUAUGACACUGACCUGAUGUUAUGACACUGACCAGUUGUUAUGAAACUGACCAGAUGUUACGACACUGACCUGAUGUUACGACACUGACCAGAUGUUAUGAAACUGACAAGAUUUACGACACUGAACAGAUGUUAUGAAACUGACCAGAUGUUACGACACUGACCAGAUGUUACGACACUGACCAGAUGUUAGGACACUGACCAGAUGUUAUGACACUGACCAGAUUUUAUGAAGCUGACCUGACGUUACAACACUGACCUAAUGUUACGACACUGACCAGAUGUUACAACACUGGCCUGAUGUUACGACACUCACCUGGGUUUACGACACUGACCUAGGGUUACGUCACUGACUUGAUGUUGUGACACCAACCUGGGAUUAAGACACUGACUUGGUGUUAGUAAUUGGUGGACGAAGAAACGUAGAGUUUUUCGGACCCAGUAUCGGAUUAAUCCAGUUUUUACUCUUUUAAAGGGGAAAAAUUGUCUUGGAACUCGAACCCAAUGAAGCGCGAAAUUGGUUACGGAACAGAUUAUUUUUAGUUUCCAGGUCCCAGUGUAAUUUGUUUAGAUGUAAUUAAUGUAUCAUCCAUUUAAUGUAUGCAUUUUAAAAAUAUUUUAUCCGUUUAAAAAAAAAAUGUGUUACUAUUCAAACAUUAUUUGAAAACUUGUUAUUCCACGAGAAACAAAAUUUCAAUGACAACGUCCAUAUUUUGUGUAUCAGCGUAUUGUCUGGGACCCAGCCAACUAUAACGGUCAGACGGUGAUACAUCCCUUGCCAGAGAAGAUCUGGAGGCCAAGGGUCAUUUUGAUGAACACCCUCGGUGAGAGGGACCUCUUCGCUGACCAUAAAUCGUGAGUUUUAAUCCAGUUAUAAACUGGGGGUGGAGCUUUUGCAGCAUCCCUUAGGCAUCCACGGUGUUGCCAGGUCUAGGUCUAUUUUUUUCCGUAUAAAUAUUUUUUUAUAUUUUAAAAAUAUUUUUAAAUUCGUUAUUUAAAAUGUAAAAAAAAAAUAUUUUUAGUUUUUUUUUUAAAUAUUGUUUUAAAUAUAUAAAAAUAGUUUUUAUUAUUUUAAAAUAUUGUUUAAUAUUUUCAAAACUUAAUAUUAAAUUAAAAAAAAAAAAGAUCAAUAAUCUUUUAAUAUUUUUGGAAGUGGCUAUUAUUUUUAGUUUUUUUUUUAAAUAUUGUUUUAAAUAUAUAAAAAUAGUUUUUAUUAUUUUAAAAUAUUGUUUAAUAUUUUCAAAACUUAAUAUUAAAUUAAAAAAAAAAAGAUCAAUAAUCUUUUAAUAUUUUUGGAAGUGGCUAUUCGGACCCGGGUGUGAGAAGUUAGAGGUUGGGAUUAAAAUUUAAAAAAAAAAAAAAAUUAUUGUUCGGUUUUAAGACAAAAUUUGGUAUCAAAUGAAAGAUAAUUGAAUGGACUAUAUGUUUGUAAACUUUAUUCUUCAGUUAAACUAAAAUAAACUACCACAAAUGACAUCUGAAUAGCAUUGAGUCAAAUUGGAACUGGAAACGCAUCGCCGUUAUUCGGACCCGGGUCCCUUAAGACUCAAUGCUAUUCAGAUGUCAUUUGUGGUAGUUUAUUUUAGUUUAACUGAAGAAUAAAGUUUACAAACAUAUAGUCAUUCAAUUAUCUUUCAUUUGAUACCAAAUUUUGUUUUACAAACCCAACAAUAAUUUUUUAAAUAUUGUUUAAUAAACUCAAACUCUAACUUCUCGGACCCAAGGCCGAAUAGCCGCAGCCAUAUUUUUUAUUAUAUUUUUUUUUAAAAAUAGUUUUAAUUUUUGUUUUAAUAGUUUUUAUUUGUUAAAAGUAAGUCUUGAAAUUUAAUUUUUUCAGAAGUGCUACCUAAAAAAUGUAAAGCAAUUAAAAUAAUCGAAGUCAUUUUUAGACUUGGGUAAUCGCAAGUCCAGCGAAAUUGGAGAAACCGAAUCAAAAUCUUUGGCAGAUUUUUGUUGCCAUUAAUCUAUGCAUUAAACAAGAUUUACUGCCUAAUUUACCCGUAAAAUUUCACCUGUAUUACGAUCGUAAUGUGGAGUCCAUAGAGUUGUACCAGAAAUGCUAAUAUAUGUUAUCCGUGAUAACUUUCAUUGUAUUUAUUACAAAAUAAACUGUUAUUUAUUUAAAUUAUUAAAUAUUGUAUAAAGAUUACCAGCGUUAUAUGUCUCGGGUAGUUCGAUAUGAUACUGGUAUGAAAUACUUGUGCACUUGAUAAAACUAAUUCUACUUAUUCUUUGUGUAGUCCUGUUUUCAUGUUCCACAAUGGUAAAACCAUAUGGGUCCCUGGGAGCUUGUUCCCUUCAGCAUGUGAGCUGCACAUGAAGAAUUACCCGUUUGACGAG